Raphanus sativus (radish) is the source of this 1617-nucleotide messenger RNA. Its product is annotated as heterogeneous nuclear ribonucleoprotein 1. Gene Ontology annotation, molecular function: RNA binding. The record is from RefSeq and is a predicted model, not a curated record. Bases 139 to 1314 code for a protein of 391 amino acids. NCBI's taxonomy places the organism in Eukaryota, Viridiplantae, Streptophyta, Magnoliopsida, Brassicales, Brassicaceae. The transcript has 2 exons.
UCUUUAACCCCAUUGGCUAAUAGCUACUUCCCAACUCUGUCUUCUCUCUCUCUAACUCGAUUUCACAAACCCAAACCCUAAUUUCUCUUCUUCACCGGGGAGAUUCUCGAAUCUAGGGUUCUCUGGGUACCAAAUCAAAUGGAAUCAGAUCAGGGAAAGCUGUUCAUCGGCGGGAUUUCAUGGGACACCGACGAGAAUCUCCUGAGAGAGUACUUCACCAAUUACGGCGAGGUUUCUCAGGUCACAGUCAUGCGAGAGAAAGCCACGAGUCGUCCCAGGGGAUUCGGAUUCGUCUCCUUCUCCGAUCCCGCCGUCAUCGAUAGGGUUCUUCAGACCAAACACCACAUCGACAAUAGAGAUGUUGAUGUGAAGAGAGCAAUGUCUAGAGAAGAGCAGAGUCCUGGUAGUAGAGGAGGGAGUUUUAGUGGUGCUUCUAGGAGUUUUGAUAGUGGUGGUGCUAACGUUAGGACCAAGAAGAUAUUUGUUGGUGGUUUGCCUCCUGCUUUGACGUCUGAUGAGUUCAGGGCCUACUUCGAGAGUUACGGCCCUGUGAGCGAUGCGGUGAUUAUGAUUGACCAGACCACGCAGCGGCCUAGAGGGUUUGGGUUUGUGUCGUUCGAUUCUGAAGAUUCUGUUGACCUUGUUUUGCACAAGACUUUCCAUGAUUUGAAUGGGAAGCAAGUAGAGGUUAAGAGAGCUCUUCCUAAAGAUGCUAAUCCUGGGGUAGCCGGCGGUGGUGGUGGUGGUCGUGGCGGUGGUGGUGGUUUCCCUGGGUAUGGUGAGGGUCGUGUUGAUUCAAGUAGAUACAUGCCGCCUCAAAACGCUGGAGGAAGCGGUUAUCCUCCUUAUGGUGCUGGUUAUGGUUAUGGCAGCAACGGUGUAGGUUAUGGGGGUUUUGGAGGGUAUGGGAAUCCAUCUGGUGCGCCUUAUGGGAACCCUGGUGUGACUGUCCCUGGAGCUGGGUUUGGAAGUGGUCCAAGAAGUUCGUGGGGAGGUCAAGCACCGUCUGGUUACGGUAACGUGGGAUAUGGAAAUGCUGCUGCUCCUGCUGCUCCGUGGGGCGGUUCUGGUCCCGGUUCAGCAGUGAUGGGUCAAGGAGGUGCGUCUGCAGGUUACGGCGGUCAAGGUUAUGGAUAUGGUGGGAAUGAUUCCUCUUAUGGGACUCCAUCUGGUUAUGGUGCAGUCGGUGGGCGGCCUAACAGCCUUGGCGGUGGCUAUGCUGAUGGUUUAGAUGGCUAUGGGAAUCACCAAGGAAACGGGCAAGCUGGUUAUGGCGGUGGUUAUGGAAGCGGUAAUCAAGCUUUACAACAGUGAUUGGAGGAAGAAAGACUACCACAUUGUGGUCUUUAUCUUUCUUUGACCUCGAAGCUCCUCCUCUUUUGCAUCCUUGUGGAUGCCGCCCUUGACCUGGAUUAUCUCUUUUGGUUAGUUUCUUAAUAAGUUGUUGUUCAGGCACUCUUGAUGCUGAGUCGUACUUAGUAUUUCAUAUGAAAGUUGUAGUGUGCUUAUUUAUAUUUGUUGCUUUGGAAUGUUUUUUUUUCUUUUCUCUAUGCUAGUGUCUGUGUUAACAACAACUUAUCUUUUCUUUGUUGCAUUUAUUCUUUUAAAUAUUCUUGA